GCGGGAUUAACUUUUCCGCAGACGAAAAUUCGAUUCUAUCUCAUGCAAGAUAAAAGUAGGAUGCCUUGUUUUAUUUUUAUUCAACGCGACCAAUAUUAUUGAAGAUGAAAUUUGCUGAACAUUUAUCUGCUCAUAUUACGCCUGAAUGGCGUAAACAGUAUAUUCAAUAUGAGACCAUGAAGGAAAUGAUCUAUAAUGCGGUUGAAGAAGCUCCAUCUGCAGAAGCAACGGACCAGGAGCUGAUAUCCCGAUAUUUUGCCAAAGUUGAAGAAAACUUCUUUCAAUAUUCCGAUAAAGAAUUGUUAAAGAUUAAUACGUUCUUCUCCGAAAAGUUAGCUGAAGCUUCAAGAAAAUUUGCAACCUUGAAAUCAGAAUUGACAAUUCGAACGAAUGAACAAAUUGAAUCUCCUACAAUUAGAAAGAGAAGAAACUCAACGUUACGUCCUCUCGUUAAACAACCGCCUAGUGCCAGGAAAAUUCAUGAUUUAAAAUUGGCUUUUUCUGAAUUUUACUUGUCAUUAAUUCUACUGCAGAAUUAUCAAACAUUAAACUUUACGGGUUUUCGUAAAAUAUUGAAAAAGUUUGAUAAAGAAUUGCAAACUUCAUCGGGAGCAAAAUGGAGAAUUGCAAAUGUAGAAACUGCACCAUUUUACACAACAAAACAAGUGGAUCAGUUGAUAAAGGAAACAGAGUCUGUUUUUACAACUCAAUUGGAAGGUGGAAAUCGUCAGAAGGCCAUGAAACGUCUCAGAGUUCCACCAUUGGGUCAAGAGCAAAAUCCAUGGACAACUUUUCGAGUAGGCCUCUUCGCUGGUUCAUUUAUAGUAAUGGUUAUAACAGUUGUUAUUGCUGCUAAUUUCGUGGACUCAAAAUCUCUUGCCCAUUCUUGGGUUCCAGCUUUACAUAUCUAUAGAGGGACGUUUCUUAUAAUAUUGUGUUGCUUUUUAUUGGGUUUAAAUACUUAUGGAUGGCGUUCUUCAGGAGUAAAUCAUGUACUAAUUUUUGAACUGGAUCCAAGGCACCAUCUAAACCAUCAGCAACUACUAGAAGUAUCCUGCUUCUUUUCCGUUAUAUGGUCGAUAAGCGUUUUAUGCUUUCUAUUCAGCCAUUAUAUUUUAUUGCCUAUGUUUGUUGCUCCUCUUGCCCUGGUAACAGUAUGUUUAUUGUUAAUACUCAAUCCAUUUCGGGUAUUUUACUACAAAGCCAGAUUCUGGUUACUUAAAGUUUUGUUUAGAAUAGUAACAGCGCCAUUUCAUCAUGUUGGCUUUGCUGAUUUCUGGCUUGCAGAUCAAUUAAAUAGUUUGAAUGGUGUAUUAUUGGAUUUUGAGUAUAUGAUUUGCUUCUAUACCGCUCAAGUUGAUUGGCUAGGAAAAGAAAUAGUAGACGAUAACUCAGUUUGUGGUACAAUAUCUUACGGAGUUAGACCUAUAGUAGCCUGUUUACCAGCUUGGUUUCGUUUUGCUCAAUGCCUAAGACGUUACAGGGAUACAAGGUUGAUUUUUCCUCACAUAAUUAAUGCUGGAAAGUAUUCGACAACAUUUUUUGUUGUUCUAUUCGACACCUUAAAUAAAGCCUAUAAGACCAAUCAUGCGAAGGAGUACAAUGCAUUUUUCUACUUGUUUAUUAUCGCCAAAGUCAUUAGUACAUGCUAUACUUUAACUUGGGAUAUUAAGAUGGAUUGGGGUUUGCUGGAUUCUAAUGCAGGCGAAAAUAAGUACUUAAGAGAGGAAGUUGUCUAUGCUUCAAAGUAUUACUACUAUUUUGCCAUAAUUGAGGAUGGAUUGUUACGAUUUAAAUGGGUACUCGCCGUUAUUCUAAUAGGACAGAAUUUUGUUCAUAAAGAAAUAGUAGCAUCAAUAAUGGCGUCUCUAGAAGUUUUUAGGCGUUUUAUUUGGAAUUUUUUUCGUUUAGAAAACGAGCACUUGAAUAAUUGUGGUCAAUUUAGAGCUGUAAGAGAUAUAAGUAUAGCACCUAUAGAUGCAGACGAUCAAGCUCAAUUGGAGAGUAUGAUGGACGAAGAAGACGGUGUUACAAAUCGCCAUAGGGGAGAUACUCGUAGACUUAUUACAAAUAGGUAAGCAAUCAGUAUAGUUUUUAUUUACAUAUUGUUAUAAGUGUGUCAUAUAUAUAUAUAUAUUUAUAUAUGCAUAUCCUUAAAUAUUUGCUACAAUAUUGAUUCGCACUGCCAGAAUUGGCAUUCAAGCUUUACAGUGGAAACUGAGAGAUUAUCAGCGGUAGGGAUGAAUGUCUUGCUCUCUUCUUUUAAACGGAAUGACCUUUAGAACGCACGCAAUAGCACGUUGAAAAAUUUUCUGUUUAUAGUUACUUUUCGAUAGAAGAAAAUCUCAGAAAAAUUUACCACAAUCGGCCUUAAUGUUAAUAGAAAAAAAAAUACUUUCUAGUACCGUAAUCACAUUUUGCCCGGGUCCUAUCCUCUAUCAAUUUUUCAACUCUUCUAUCCUUACCCCCUACCCUAUUCCAUUUCCUAAAUUCAUUCGUUUCACACUUAGAUCAUUUCUUAGAAAAGUCAUCGUGCAUUAUACGUAAAAUUAUACUUUUUCAACCAUAGAAACUAAUCUAACCGCGUAAUUACUUUUGUAUGUUAGAUAGUUUGAGGGUUGUGCAUUUUAAUUAACCUUUUACUUCCGUUUGAUAUUACUAGACUAGUAUUAAAUAGACGAAUGAGAGGGGAAUGUGUAUGUCUGUCUAUGUGCAUUUCUUUUUUCUAUUCCUUAUAUGAUAUCUUCUAUUAUCGUGUUAUCGUUAUUAGCACUGUUACUAUUAUUUUUUUUGUUGUUUAGUAAAAGAAAUUCCUUUUUUUAUUUAUUCUAACUAAUUACCAGGAAAAUUGAAUUACUUAGGCAAACUAUGGAAAGAGAUGGGUUAGAACUUAGUUAGAAAGCUAAUCAUUUAAUCCUACUACAACAGAUUUUUCCACUUAAAUUUAUUUUUUAUACUAGACGUGGAAAUUGAUUUAGACUAUGGUCAUAUAACUAUUUCAUCUUAUUUUCCUUUUCUAAACAAAUUACAGAUCUUCGAAGAAAGAGACGAAGAUUCUAGUUGACAAAGACGACGAUGACGACGAAGACGACGACUAAACCGAUUUUAUAGGAGCGUAAAUUCAAAUAACACAAUUUAAAUUAGUUUAAAUAUACAUCAAUUCCCGUGUUUUUAUAGAGUAAAAUAUUGUUUUAUUUUUGGCUUCAUAGGUUAUAGAUAUCAGUGUAAUAUGGCCAAAAAUUUUAGAAUGUAUAAUUAUACAUUGGAUUUUGUCAAAAUGUUUUAAAAAGAAAGAAUUUGAUUUAUAUGACAGUUUUUUUUUGUUUUGAAAUGUUAUGCAAUUUCUUUCCUUUUUUUGUGCUAAAAUGUUCACAUUUU
Dimorphilus gyrociliatus is the source of this 3378-nucleotide messenger RNA. The record is from the annotation of a GenBank genome assembly. Lineage: Eukaryota; Metazoa; Annelida; Polychaeta; Dinophilidae.